Scedosporium apiospermum is the source of this 534-nucleotide messenger RNA. RefSeq lists its product as uncharacterized. Gene Ontology annotation, cellular component: cytosol; endoplasmic reticulum. The record is from RefSeq and is a predicted model, not a curated record. The coding region runs from base 1 to 534 and encodes 177 amino acids. The transcript is spliced from 2 exons. NCBI's taxonomy places the organism in Eukaryota, Fungi, Ascomycota, Sordariomycetes, Microascales, Microascaceae.
AUGACCUCCUCCUCAAGCGCCGCGGCGGCUUCCCUUCUCCGCCGGCAACUGAAGGAGAUGCAACGAAGCAAGGACAUCCCUGGAAUUUCCUGCGGCCUUGUCAACGAUAACAACAUCUUUGAGUGGGAGGUUAUGCUUAUGAUCAAUGACGACUGCAAAUACUACGGCGGGGGCAAUUUUCGAGCCCACCUCAACUUCCCCAGCAACUACCCGCUCAGCCCUCCCUCGAUGACCUUCCAACAACCCAUCCCCUUCCACCCCAACAUCUACGCCGACGGCAAGCUCUGCAUCUCCAUCCUGCACCCUCCCGGCGAGGACCUCUACGGCUACGAAUCCGCCUCCGAGCGCUGGAGUCCCGUCCAGACCCCCGAGACAAUCCUGCUCAGCGUCAUUUCGCUUUUCUAUUCUCCAAACGACGAGUCACCCGCCAACGUUGAGGCGGCGAGGCUAUUCAGGGAGGAGAGGGAUGGCAAGCAUAAAGAAUUCAGGAAGAGGUGUAGGAAGUGUGUUAGGGAGAGUCUUGGAGAAGAUUGA